Eimeria tenella is the source of this 2880-nucleotide messenger RNA. RefSeq lists its product as uncharacterized. Bases 1 to 2880 code for a protein of 959 amino acids. The transcript is spliced from 6 exons. Lineage: Eukaryota; Apicomplexa; Conoidasida; Eucoccidiorida; Eimeriidae. The record is from RefSeq and is a predicted model, not a curated record.
AUGCGACCGCGCCAGCCUCACCGUCAGCGACUUCCUUCACCCCACGCAAACUGGUCUGCUGGCCCCCGAGAUGGUGGUGGGAUAUCAGAGCGCCCUCCCCCUACGCCUACUGAUCGGGGGAGCCCCAGGACCCCUCUAGAUGGCCCGUACGAUCAUUAUGGGGGCUACCCCGGUGGCCCUCCUCUUGGGGCCCCCAUUUACCCGAUGCGUCGCUGCAGUGAGAGCCCGGGACAUCCCCUUAUGCGAAUGGCGUAUUGCGGAAGGAGCGGAGAGAGAGCGGGUGUUCCUUCGGGACACAGAGGGCAACCACUGCGUUUGUUAGAGCGAAGAAUGCCGCAGAGUCCCCUAGAGCAGUUGCAUGUGCAGCAAGAACAGCAGUACCACGCGGAAGUGCGGAGGAGGCACCCUUCUGCUUGGCUCGGCCGCCGCAGGAGCAGCAGCAGCAGUCGCAGCCGCAGCAACGGCAGCUAUGUGGCCAGUAGAGGUGCUUCUUCAGUCCUGUCUUUACGACGCGGAUCGUUCAUUGAGAGGGACAGGAGCCGGAGCCGGAGCGUUAGCACAAUAAGUGUGAAUGAAGCGUCGGAUUCGCCGCGAGAUGAUGCAGGCUGCUCUUACGAGCAGCAGGAACAGCGCAGACGACGCUCGUGGCAAGAUCAUCCUGGUGGAGCAGCCACAGCCGCCAGCAGCCGCAACAGGCCACCCGAGGGGCCAUUCAGAAGAUCUUUAUCAAGAGCAAGUGAUGUCUCUGCUGUGUCUUCAUGUGAAUCACGAUCACGACGGCGCUGGCAUCAGCAGCAGCGGGGGAUGGUGCUACUCAUGCAUCCUUCAGGUCCCCACAGCAGCAGCAGGUGGCAUGCGCAACAGCAGGAGAUGCUGCAACGGCAGUGCCAACAAGCGUGGCAGCAGCAGCAUCACAUGAUGCUGAUGCAACGGCGUGGCAACAGGUGCAGCAGGAGCGUCAGCUCUUGUCGCUCGGUUUCCCCUAGCAGCAUCAGCAGCAGUGGGAAUCGGCCGCAGCAGCAGUGGCGGCGCGACUUAUCGCUGGACAGGCGACGGCAUGCGCAGCAGAAGCACAGAAUGCGGGACCGACCAAUGGUAGCAACAAAAGCUGCGGGUGGAGCAGAACUAAGCAACAGGGGUAGCAGAUUGCGCGAUGGCGGCGCGAAAUAUAAAGACAACAAGGCAAGUGGCGUCAGGUAUACUCCAAGCUGUAGCAGCAGGAGCAAAGGCCACGGGGACACCAGCGGCAAAGAACCAUGCGAGGCUACAGCCGGCGUUGCGCCGACGACGAGAGUUGACGGCAAGCCACAGAAAACACAAGAGGCAGCUCCAGUGGCAGCUGCUGAUGCUGACGGCAGUGGCAGCAGGCGCAGCUGGAGCAGAAGUAGUUGUGCUGGCAGCAGCAGUAGCAGUAGCAGCAGCAGCGCAAGCAGUAGCUUGACACGGCAGCCCAGCAGGCCAGAAAGCAAUACAGACGCCACUAGCAGAAGCUUGCGGAUACCUGAAGGCAGUAGCGGCAGUGUUCGUGAGUCAGCUGGUGAGGCUAAGUCAGCAAUAGACAGCAGCGGCAGCAGCAGCAGGGGGAGCAUCGCCCCGAUUGGCAGGAAGCGCAUAGCUGAGGAACCACAUCUCGCUGAUGCGUCUGGUAACCAGGAAGAGCCUGGGAACAGCAGCAGGAAGCGACCUCGCAUAGCCGGAGAAGUAGAGGAAAGAAACGCCAGCAAUAUCAGCUGCGGUUCCAACAAUGGCAUGACGCACAGUAUUUGUAGCACGGAGUGCAAGCCUACCGAACAGUUCCGGACUGCUGCAGCAGCACCAACAGCAAUGGCGAGGAGGGCAUGCUCAGAAAGUGCCAGAGACGGCGCUCUUGGGGUUGGCGGUAGCAGCAGUCGCUGUAGCAGCAGCAGCAGCAGCGGAGUGAACAGGGAGGAAAAACUGCGGUGGAGGCAACAGUGUUUUUAUGAAUUUAAAGCAGCGCUGAGUAGUAAAACAAACAGUCCCGCGUCUCCAGAAACAGCAACGCCUGCGGGUGCUACGCAUGCUUGUCGGGAUGUGGAGGUUCAACAGCAGACGCAGCAGCAGACGCAGCAGCUGCAGCCGACUACUGCAACCACGUCGGCCGCUGCUACUCCUCUGAUCAACGGCACGCUGCGUGAUCAUUUCCCUAGUACCAACAAUAAAAGUAGCGGCGGCAGCGAAAAUCAGGCCGAGCCUCCCAUCUCUGGCGGCAGCGGGACGCCUAGCGUUGAGAAGCCUGAUGUGUCUGUAGCAUCAGCCGGGGCUGGCACAGAAAAAAGGGCUGCGCACAGACCAGCUGUAGUACAAGUAGCAGCGGCAUCUCCAGCAGCAGGACCAGCCGCAAGGGGCCUUUCAAAAACGUCGGGAAGCAGAUGGGACAAAUGCCCUGGCGGAAAGGUCAAUGGGUCCUUGCCUCUGGAUUCGACUGCUGGUGGUAUGUUUGCAGCCACACCAGCAGCGCCAGCAGUGUGUAACACCAGCAGCAGCGGCCGGACUGAUCAGCAGCGGCAGCAAGCGGAAUCCGAUGAAGAGUACGCAGUGGAUUUGUCUCGCUGCAUCCCACGGCCCCUGCCUUCGCGUCUGGCGCCACCCCUCGGAUGCUCCUAUGAGAACCACAAAAGGUUCUUGUCACUUAUCAGGAGUCGGCGCAACCUUGGGAAGCAGUGGCGCCUUUCUGUCCUAGAACUGCACCAGAGGCAGACGGAAUACUUGCUACUCCGCAUCGACCACACUGCGGCCGUCUUGGCGGAGCUUGAGGUGCUGCGACGGCUGCUAUCGGAAAGUCAAGCCACAGCUGCAGGAGGUCAAGCUGCUGAAAGCGGUGCUCGCACUGCAGAGGGAGCUACAGCGGCAAUUUGUUAG